Molecule: messenger RNA, 4006 nt
Organism: Schistosoma intercalatum
Lineage: Eukaryota; Metazoa; Platyhelminthes; Trematoda; Strigeidida; Schistosomatidae
Source: the annotation of a GenBank genome assembly
AGUGACCUUGACGGCUAUUUACAUUUCGAAGCUGAAUUGCGCUUCUCACAUCAACACUAAGAUUGUUUGCAGAAGUAAAGUGUGUGGACAAGCCAACCAGGUCUUGGCGCGAUAUCAUUCUCUGAAUUGAAGUGGAUGCCAUUUUUUGAACAGAAACAAUAAUUUGUGUACAUUCUUGAUCGCCUUAUUUUGGAGAUUAAUCUCCGCUUUGGAAUAAAUUUUGGAAAAACUCCAUAGAAAUUUCGGGCACUUGGCACAAAAAAACCCGAAACUUCCCUGUGUUCGGAAAAAUCCCCGAAUUUUCGGGGAAAUCUAGGGUUUUCCCCAUUUUAUCCAGAAUCUUAUAACACUUUGGAUUUGCUUUCCCAAAUUUCUUCAGACAUUGGGAGAGACCAAUAAAUUUCUUACGGCUCUUGGGGAAACCCAAGAAUUUACCCAGAAAUCUCGAAUGUUUUCCAAAAUAUGGAGAUUGGGUUAAUACUUUGUUCAUGUAGAAAUUCUCUAUCAGUUGUAAUUGUAUAACUUUUUCAUAGUAAAUAGUUCCAUAACCAUACAAUGUUUUUUGAAAAACAUAUAUAGAAUCUCGCUCUCAAUGCAUGUGCGCCUACAUGCUAUUGAUGUGUUCACUUAUCCACAACUAACCUGAUAGCAUCAGGGCUAGUAAACUAGUCAGUUAGUAGACGUCUUUCUCUCAUCUGGUUAAAAGUCGUGGAAAACAAUCAAAGUUUUCUAGUUGCUUAUCAUUUUAGGCCAAAAAGUCUCUCGAAAUCUGUCUCAAGUGGGUACUAAAACUCAUGAGUAAUACUACCUGGCUACAUAACAUUUUUGGCGAGACUAUAAUUUAUGGACGAACCAAUAAGGUAUAAGAUAAUAGGCUUCAGAUAUUGGCGCGAAAUUCACUCAUCCAAUUUGGUUAAAUAGUUUCGGCAUUAUAGCUGAUGUCAGUUCGUGAUGAAAACCCGAAAUCUAAUUCCUGACGUUAAUUAUCAACUGUAAAACAAUCCUAAUUCCUCACACAGGUUUAGAACCCUCAUGUGGUCAUAUAUAUUAGGUGGACACUCUCAAGGUCAGUCUAGCUUAGCUCAAAGGUCGUCCAUAAAUUAUAGUCUCACCCUUGUUGCUCUAUGGACAUCUCUUAAACUAGAAAUUAAACUGGGAAUGUUUUGAAGUUCAAAUAAGAUCCGCGUUUUUAGUUCCCAAUUACUUAGACAUAUGUACUCACCUGUCACAUGAGUUUUCCUAAUGUAGGCUUUUAAAAUGUGCACUUGGAUGAUGUCUGUUAACAAGUUUAUCGAGAUUACUUCAUAUUCUGUCGACCAUAUAAGUCUAUUCGUAUACAAGUUACUUCAGUCGGCUGAAUACCGGUUAUUUUCUCUGCGUAUCAGUACUGAAGGAUACAAUCUUAAUUCAUCGUGAUUAGACAAAACAGUUUAAAACCAGAAUGUCAAUUAUCUUAUAUCUGUUUGUCAAAAAAAUUUUCCGUAGUGAUCAAUCCCUGUUUCGACCCCAGAGCGCUGCGAUUAUAACCAUUAAAUGGUUUUUAUUAUGAGAUCUUGAGUUUAUUUGGGUGUUGGAAAAUUAGACACAAUACUUCCAAAAGUUUUGUCAAAGAAAACAUGCAUAGCACGUCAUUUCUUGAAAAAAAUUUCUUUUUAUUGUUAAAAGUGUCCUAAACAUAUCUUACAAACAUUUAAUCAAUAUUCAUACAUAACUGAUACUGUAUCACUACCUUUCUCCUGAAUUAGAUGGAGAGACUAUAAUUUACGGAAAAACCAAUCGAAUUUCAGUUAAUAGGUUUUGAAUUUCGGCACGAAAUAAAUAUAAACUGUUACGUUCGUUAUUCUGUUCCGUUGGAUUAAUGCUACCAUGAUAUUUAGAUCAAAUGUACAUGAAGGAGGCUUUAGAUCUCUACUCUAGUGACCAGAAGUGGAGUGCUCGAACCACCAAGACAUAAACCGUUGGACUUGUAUUAUUCAUCAUAUUUAUUCCCGUAUAAGUUUCUUGUCCUUCUAGGAUAAAAAGCGGCACUGCUCCGUCGUUGAUAUAGCAGUUAUAUGUCUGUUAACGAAUGCUAGUCAAAGGUGAUACAUAUAUUUAAAUAUCUACGAUCGAGCUACUACAUACUUAAUAACGUCCUACUUUCAUUUUUAUGUAUGCUAGGAGUUUUGACUUUAACAUCGUCACGAAUGCGAUUAUCGCGUAGCAAUUACUUCCUACGUCAAAAAUGCAUCAUUUUUCGUCAAAAGUGUAAAUUGACGGAGAACAGUCCCAUUCGUGUACGUUUCGCUCCAAGUCCUACAGGUUUUAUGCAUUUAGGCGGUUUACGUACUGCCUUAUUUAACAAGUUGUUUGCUGUGAAACACUCGGGGAAAUUCAUACUACGUAUUGAAGAUACGGAUAAGUCCAGAGUUCAACCAUAUGCUAAGGACGAUAUUAUCGAGUCGCUUCACUGGUCUGGACUAACUCCUGACGAAAGUCCAACCACUGGUGGAAAUUAUGGUUCGUACAUUCAAUCGGAAAGAAGACCCCUGUAUUCAUCUAUUGCUCAAAAGUUAAUUGAUGAAGGAUUUGCUUAUCGAUGCUUCUGCUCUUCAGAACGACUAGCUAUCUUACGCAAGGAACAAAGUCGUCGUAGGGAACCUCACCGUUAUGAUAAUCGUUGCCGUAAUUUAUCUCAAAGGGAAAUCGACGAAAACUUAUCAGCUUCUCGGCCAUACGUUAUUCGGUUCAAGAUUGAUAAUUCACCAAUAAAAGUAAAUGACAUCAUUUAUGGAAAUUCUGUCUUCAAUUCACUCAAUUCUGAAGGAGAUUUUAUCAUUGUGAAAUCCGAUGGUAUGCCUGUUUACCAUUUGGCCAACGUAAUUGAUGAUCAUUAUAUGGAAAUCAGUCAUGUUAUUAGAGGAUUUGAAUGGUUUACUUCCACGCCUAAGCAUUUGAUGCUAUACAAAGCUUUAAAUUGGUCACCUCCACAGUUUGCACAUCUUCCUCUGUUACUUUCCAGUUCAGGUGGUAAACUGUCUAAACGUAGUCCAGAAUUCUCUCUUAUCGGUAGUGUUCACAGUUUGCAUAAGGCUGGUUAUAUGCCGUCUGCCGUAUUGAAUUGGUUGACAUCCACCGGAGGUGGUGUCUGUCAUGAUGAUUCUAACGAAAAGGGCGACUUUUCGAAUAAGUGGAGGCCUGAAUUUGAAUUCUCUGAAUUAGUUUCUCGAUUCAACUUAAGUAAUAUCAAUCGUCAUAACGCUCAUUUAUCAACAGAUUUGUUAAAAAUAUGCGGCCAAUUUCAUUUUGAUAAAGCUGUAAACAAUGCAUUGGAUUAUUGUAUAAUGCAUCAAAAGCAAAGUAAUCAGACCACUUAUAAAACUCCACAAAUACUAGAAACAAUUAAAGAAUAUCUGCAGUCAAAUGUAGAAAACCUAUCUAUUGGUAAAAGUCAAUCUGCUCAAAAUGAUUUGCGUGUGUUGAGACGAUUGCAACUCUUGAAAUGUCGUAUUCACUGUUUAGAUGACUUAGUCGACCCCGAUAAUGGUUUCUUAUUUAUGUGGAAGUCUCCAGAUUUAGCUACUUGUGAAGGCGUUAUCACUAAAAUUUCUAUCAAAAUACCUUUACAAGAUAUACUCAGAUUGUUUGGAUGUUUUGUUGAAGAAAUGAAUCAUAUUCUUCAGAAAGAACAAGUGAAUGAUAGCACAGAUUUAAACUCCGAUGUGAUAACAACUUCCCUUCAGAGUGUCUGCGAACGUUCAGGAGUUGAACGUAAGACUGUAUUGCACCUAAUCAGAUUAGGCCUUAUAGGAUUCGAGGUGGGGCCUCCUGUGGUCGAACUUAUUCAAUUGUUGUCUAUACCAGAAGUGACUAAUCGGAUAAACAAUCUAAAUAAUUUUCUAAUACGGAACUGUUCUCAAUCUCAUGAAGCUUUGUAAACGUUCAUAGCUGGUCUUACUAUUUUUUUCUGAUUUGUAUAUUUAAUUGAUUCCUACUUUAAGAUCAAUAUAGUACUUCUUGAAUCUAA